CCUGCAGACCCGAGGUGCUCGGGUUGCAUCGCUGAGUUGCCCCGGUCUGCCGACGGCCGUCUGCAGAAAUGCCUGGAAGGAGGGCUCGUAGGAGCGCCCAGCCGAGCCCCACGCGGGUCCCGGCAGAUCCUGAAGUUGAGUGUGCCAUUCAGUUGAGGAGAAUUGGAGACAAACUGAAUUUCCGGCAGAAACUUGUGAAUCUGAUAGCCAAACUCCUCCGCUCAGGAACUUGA
Capra hircus (goat) is the source of this 233-nucleotide messenger RNA. RefSeq names its product phorbol-12-myristate-13-acetate-induced protein 1-like. Gene Ontology annotation, biological process: DNA damage response; apoptotic process; release of cytochrome c from mitochondria. NCBI's taxonomy places the organism in Eukaryota, Metazoa, Chordata, Mammalia, Artiodactyla, Bovidae. The record is from RefSeq and is a predicted model, not a curated record. Bases 69 to 233 code for a protein of 54 amino acids. The transcript has a single exon. Gene Ontology annotation, cellular component: mitochondrion.